CCAGCCCCCCACUUACCCUCCUCUGGUGGUUAGAAUCCUUUCUUCCAGCCUGCAUUUACUCUUGGCCGUUUAUCCCCGUUUGUUUUUGUGCCAGUGCUGUCCCUUAGUAUCAGGAGCCCUUCUUCCUCCCUGAUGGUUUGGGUGCCAGCCACUUGCUUUACCAGCUGGGAGUUGAGAUUUCCUUCCAGAAUCCCUGGUAAAGGUCCUCAGCAGCGUUGUGCCAGGAACAGAUCCCUUCUUGCAUGAGGGUUCCCCCAUUGGCUGCUGUUCUCUGAGAUCUGCUCGGAUGUGUCCAAGCUGUUGGUAUUGCAGACAUGAGGAGGAUUCGCAGAGCGGCCGAAGGGGCUGGGAUGUGCCUGUCUCCCGGUUGGUAUAACAACAAGAACUGAGGGCCAGAUUCUAAAGAGAUCUGGGCACCUGAGAAGUAGAUAAAAGCACCCACUAGGCCCCUGUUGGCCUUUUAGGUGUCCAAACAGCUGUCAGUCUGGCCCGGGUGUCUAAAUCCCAUGAGCUGCAGUGAAUCGGGACCUGCAGCUCUUUGCAUCUCUCUCAGUGCCGGCACUCCAAGAGUUACUGGUGACUGCGACUCCCAGAGCGACGGAGCCAUGAGUGAGAGCGAGGAGGGGGCUCCCCACCUGGACAGGAUCAGGCCAGAGAGCGAGGAGGGGAUUCCCCAGAAAGAUGGAGCCAUGAGUGAGAGCAAGGAGAGGGCUCCCCGCCUGGAUGGGAUCGGGACGGAGAGCCAGGAGGGGGCUGGGACAGUGGAGCCACAGGGGAACGCUUGCUGGAGCCAGCAGCAGACUGAGGGACAGCGGGGCAACAGCCGCUUCGAGGUGAGACCAACAAUCUGUGCCGAGUGUGGGGAGAGCUUUGGGGAUGAUGUGGCUCUGCUGGCCCACCGGGGGACGCCCUGCAGAGGUGCAGUAGCGAAGCCAUUUGGCUGUUCUGGCUGUGGGCGACGGUUCAGCCGCAGCUCCAACCUGCUGCGCCACCAGCGGGUACACACAGGUGAGCGCCCCUUCACCUGUGCUGACUGCGGCCGGUGCUUCAGCCAGAGUGCUCACCUGGCCAAGCACCGGCGCCUCCAUGGCACUGCGGGGCUCCCCACCCCACCAGCAGAGCGCAGCUACAGCCGCAGCCCCGAGUUCCUGCGGUUCCAGCGGGCCCACGUCGGGCAGCGCCCCUUUGCCUGUCCUGACUGCGGCAAGCGAUUCAGUGCUGGCUCCUCCCUGGUGCAGCACCAGCGCAUCCACACGGACGAGCGUCCUUUUCCCUGCCCCGACUGUGGCAAGCGCUUCCUGCGGGCCCCGGACCUGGCGCUGCACCAACGCAUCCACACGGGCGAGCGCCCCUUCCCCUGCCCUGACUGCGGCCGGCGUUUCAUCCGUGGCCCCGACCUGGCGCUGCACCAGCGCACUCACACCGGGGAGCGCCCCUACCAGUGCGGCCAGUGUGGGCGCCGGUUCAGCCGCGGGCCCGGCCUCCUGCUCCACCAGCGCACGCACACCGGGGAGCGCCCCUACCAGUGCACCCAGUGUGGCCGCCACUUUAGCCGCAGGUCCAACCUGGGCCGCCACCUGGCCACCCAUAGCAUGCUGCGGGGGGACCCCGCCCCAGAGGGAGAGCCCAGUGCAGAGACCCUCAGGCAGCAGGGAAUUGCUGUGGAGGGGGAGGAAUCUCAAGGGCUAAAGGGGCGGAGCUCAGAGGCUGUGACCCAGAAGGGAAUCCCUGCAGAGGGGGAGGAGUCCCAAGGGCUGAAGGGGCGGAGCUCAGAGGCUGUGACCCAGAAGGGAAUCCCUGCAGAGGGGGAGGAGUCCCAAGGGCUGAAGGGGCGGAGCUCAGAGGCUGUGACCCAGAAGGGAAUCCCUGCAGAGGGGGAGGAGUCCCAAGGGCUGAAGGGGCGGAGCUCAGAGGCUGUGACCCAGAAGGGAAUCCCUGCAGAGGGGGAGGAGUCCCAAGGGCUGAAGGGGCGGAGCUCAGAGGCUGUGACCCAGAAGGGAAUCCCUGCAGAGGGGGAGGAGUCCCAAGGGCUGAAGGGGCGGAGCUCAGAGGCUGUGACCCAGAAGGGAAUCCCUGCAGAGGGGGAGGAGUCCCAAGGGCUGAAGGGGCGGAGCUCAGAGGCUGUGACCCAGAAGGGAAUCCCUGCAGAGGGGGAGGAGUCCCAAGGGCUGAAGGGGCGGAGCUCAGAGGCUGUGACCCAGAAGGGAAUCCCUGCAGAGGGGGAGGAGUCCCAAGGGCUGAAGGGGCGGAGCUCAGAGGCUGUGACCCAGAAGGGAAUCCCUGCAGAGGGGGAGGAGUCCCAAGGGCUGAAGGGGCGGAGCUCAGAGGCUGUGACCCAGAAGGGAAUCCCUGCAGAGGGGGAGGAGUCCCAAGGGCUGAAGGGGCGGAGCUCAGAGGCUGUGACCCAGAAGGGAAUCCCUGCAGAGGGGGAGGAGUCCCAAGGGCUGAAGGGGCGGAGCUCAGAGGCUGUGACCCAGAAGGGAAUCCCUGCAGAGGGGGAGGAGUCCCAAGGGCUGAAGGGGCGGAGCUCAGAGGCUGUGACCCAGAAGGGAAUCCCUGCAGAGGGGGAGGAGUCCCAAGGGCUGAAGGGGCGGAGCUCAGAGGCUGUGACCCAGAAGGGAAUCCCUGCAGAGGGGGAGGAGUCCCAAGGGCUGAAGGGGCGGAGCUCAGAGGCUGUGACCCAGAAGGGAAUCCCUGCAGAGGGGGAGGAGUCCCAAGGGCUGAAGGGGCGGAGCUCAGAGGCUGUGACCCAGAAGGGAAUCCCUGCAGAGGGGGAGGAGUCCCAAGGGCUGAAGGGGCGGAGCUCAGAGGCUGUGACCCAGAAGGGAAUCCCUGCAGAGGGGGAGGAGUCCCAAGGGCUGAAGGGGCGGAGCUCAGAGGCUGUGACCCAGAAGGGAAUCCCUGCAGAGGGGGAGGAGUCCCAAGGGCUGAAGGGGCGGAGCUCAGAGGCUGUGACCCAGAAGGGAAUCCCUGCAGAGGGGGAGGAGUCCCAAGGGCUGAAGGGGCGGAGCUCAGAGGCUGUGACCCAGAAGGGAAUCCCUGCAGAGGGGGAGGAGUCCCAAGGGCUGAAGGGGCGGAGCUCAGAGGCUGUGACCCAGAAGGGAAUCCCUGCAGAGGGGGAGGAGUCCCAAGGGCUGAAGGGGCGGAGCUCAGAGGCUGUGACCCAGAAGGGAAUCCCUGCAGAGGGGGAGGAGUCCCAAGGGCUGAAGGGGCGGAGCUCAGAGGCUGUGACCCAGAAGGGAAUCCCUGCAGAGGGGGAGGAGUCCCAAGGGCUGAAGGGGCGGAGCUCAGAGGCUGUGACCCAGAAGGGAAUCCCUGCAGAGGGGGAGGAGUCCCAAGGGCUGAAGGGGUGGAGCCCAGGCUCCCUGGUGGCUCCCAUGGGGAAGCGCCAUGGCUGCCCAGACUGUGGGAAGGGCUUUGCCCAGCGUUCACACCUGCUGGUUCACCGGAGGGUGCACACCGGGGAGCGUCCCUUUCCCUGCCCAGAGUGUGGCAAGCGCUUCAGGCAGAGCUCGGUGUUGGCCCGACACCGGCGCACCCACACGGGCGACCGCCCCUUUGCCUGCGGGGACUGUGGCCGGCGCUUUUCGGAGAGCGCGGUGCUGCUCCGGCACCGGGCUGUGCACUCCGGCGAGCGCCCCUACUGCUGCAUGGACUGCGGCCGGGGCUUCAGCCUCCGUGCUAACCUCCUCCAGCACCGGCGGCUCCAUGCCCGGCAUCCUCACGUCUGCACUGACUGCGGCAAGGCGUUCAGCGAGGCCGCAGCCCUGGCUACCCACCAGGGCACCCGGCAUGGGGCCAGCAAACCCUUCGCCUGCACCGGCUGCGGCAAGCACUUUGGUCGCAGCUCCACACUGGCUCGGCACCGGCGCAUCCACGCUGAGCGGCCCCACGAAUGCGCCCGCUGUGGCCGCAGAUUUGGGGAGAGUGCCGAGCUGGCGCAGCACCUGCGGGUGCACAGCGAGACCCCCUAUGAGUGCGCCCGAUGCGGAGAGCGCUUUGCCCAGAGCCAUGCGCUGAUCACACAUCAGGCCAUCCACGCCGAGCCAAGCCACGGACAGCCCCACACUGCCCAUGCCCACCCGUCCCCCCUCGCCAAGCAUGGGGACAACGUCCUGCCCAAGUCCCCAGCUGUGUCCCACCAGAGACUCCACACGGGAUAGGAGCCAGGACAGAGCCCCGGACUCCUGGCUCCCAGCGCCUCCCCAACCCAUUAGACCUCAUGCCCCUCCUAGAGCCAGGGAUAGAACCUAGAACUCCUGGCUCCCAGCCCCCCCUGCUCUGACCACUAGGCCAGAGGUGGGCAAACUACAGCCUGGUGGCUGCAUCUGGCCCUUCAGGUGUUUUAAUCCAGCUCUCAAACUCCAGCCAGGGAGUGGAGUCGGGGGUUUGCCCUGCUCUGUGUGUGCUGUGGCUCCACGCAGCUCCCUGAAGCAGCAGAUGUCUCCCAUCCGGCUACUACACGAAGGGGCAGCCAGGGGCUCUGCAUGCUGCCCCUGCCCCAAGUGCUGCCCCUGCAGCUCCCAUUGGCUGGGAACAAAGGCCAAUGGGAGCUGCAGGGACGGUGCAGUGCAUAGAGCCGCCUGCCACGCCUCCAUGUAGGAGCCAU
Chelonoidis abingdonii (Abingdon island giant tortoise) is the source of this 4609-nucleotide messenger RNA. Lineage: Eukaryota; Metazoa; Chordata; Testudines; Testudinidae. The record is from RefSeq and is a predicted model, not a curated record.